AUGGCGGACGUGUCUGAGGGAGAGCAACACGAAGGCACAGGGGUGGAGUUGCAGCAGCUCACAGCCGCGCAUCGCAGAACCUCCUCCGAUCCUGGGGAGCGGCGGAUCAGACAAGAGCCCAGGGUGCCUGGACCGCAAAAUGAUGCUACGGCAGACAUACAAGACCAUCCCGCGAGCUCAACUCCCCAAAGCUACUCUCACUGGAACCCUGAACCCGGCUUCGAUCUAGUCGAUGGAGAUAUCAAUGGCCCUGGCUACAAUGAGACCGAGGUUGAUAUUAUCGCUGUGCCUUGCCCGGGUGCUUCACCUUUGGACACAUGGACGAGAGAUCCGCUGCCGGAAGGGUAUUUUGGAACGACGCAAGCGGAGUUGGGGAGCUAUCCGACUGCGAAAGAGCUCCCCGGGCAUGCCAUCCUUUCUCCCGCGAUCAACCGACAUCUACCAAAGGCGCAACCAUUGUGGGUUCGGCAGGGCAUCCGCAUGGAGGCAGACACUGCGCGCGUGAUGUUGUAUCGGCACCGUGUGCUACAAGAGGGUGUCACCCUGGAGCAGCUUGCCGAUGAUCUGAUUCAGAACCUUUGCCAAAUGCGCGCGGGCCACGAAAAGGCGCGGCCGAUCUUCUUUAUUUGCCAUAGUAUCGGUGGCUUGGUAGCCAAGCGGGCACUUGUCAAGGCGAGUCAGGACGAGAAACUGCGUUGGAUCAUAUUUGAUUGUCAUGGAAUGACCUUUUUCGCCACGCCUCACCGUGGUUCAAGCUAUAUGUCGAUGCCAAAUCUUCGUGAUAGCAUUCAACAUCUUCUUUGCCUGUCAACGCCUUUGCCGCGGUCAAUGACUGACGAGCUUCGGCUCAACCACCGUCCGCUGCUGAAGCUCCACGACCGCUUCACUGAUAUCGCAAGCGAGAUGCAUAUAUGGACUUUCUACGAGACUAUGGACUCUCAGCUUUCUGGCCUCGGCGUGUCUGAAUUCGACGAGGUCCACUUCAGUGCUCCGCUUGCGUCCAUUAAAUCAUGCCUGGUAGGAGGCAGAUACGAACAAGCCUUCUCUCUUGAGAGUGUGCAUACGAAUUGCGCAUCUUUCGGUUCCAAAAAUAUGCGGACUAUGGACUCCUAUCUACAGGAUCUGGGACAGGCUGUCAAGAAGGCUCAGAAGCUCAGCUCAUCUUACGUCCAUACGCCGCUGAAGUUGGCUGACAACGUCAAGCUGGAGCUUAUUGGGUUCUAUGACGACCCUGAUCCCGACACUGUGUCUGAUGUCAGACUCUACGUGUCAAAACACUAUCUGAACGAGUUUUUACAGAAAGGUCCGGAAGAUUGCUUGAGAGAACGUCUGAACACAGUGGCGGCCAAACCGCAGCGAGGAGCUACGCUUCCUCCACCAAGGCCAAGCUCCGGCGGGUUCGGCAACAUCGGGUCUGGCGCCCUAGGUAUAUGGAACAACGUUCAGGGGCUUGGACAACGGAUCCUUUCUGGUGGCUCUGCUCGUUCUGGAAGUUCACCAUCAAGCCCACAUCCACAUCCAGAGACUGGUGAAGCACGCCCCGAAAUUGUGGUGACGAACCAUGGUCAGCGGCCGGCCAUUGCCGAAGGCCAAGGCCGUGUCGUGUCCGAGCCCACAGUAAUGCCCUUGAGGAGCCGUGGACUUACUGUGCCUUCCCUUUCGACGCCAGGCUUUCAUCGACCGAGUAGUCAGGGAAGCAAUCGCAGUGAUCCGACAGACAGCGAUGAAACCGCACAUACGUUGAUCAACGCCACUGAGAACAACAUCUCACCAAACACCACUCCAAUAGAGCCCCUAGGUUCCCAGGCCACCCAGGAUGCUGUUCCGGGCAUUGACGAGCGCGACUUCAAUCCAACUGCUGCAAAGGCUAGAAAGGACAGAAUCAGUCGAGUAUCAGCCCUGCAGGAAUUGACGGCCGGCUUCUCUCGACCUGACCCCUCAAAGCGGAAGUUUAUGUGGAUUCACCUGCCGUACACCAACCCACACUGGGUCAAGAGUAUCUUUGAUAAACUCUCCGAAAGCCAACAAUGGAACUAUACACGACUACUGAGGAAUGAGUACUGGGUCGAUAGACAUGUACAUGGACGGCAUGGACAAGCUCAUGCCUCCUACGUGAAGCCGGGUUGCGGCUUUGUGCCAGCCGAAGCUCAUUCCCCUCGCCCUCCCUCACCAAGUAUUAGCGGACGCAGUAGUCCAGCACUGAACAGCCCACCACACAUCUACCUCUACCUUCCUUAUUUGCACUUUGAUACAUAUCUCAACCUUGUACGGCGGCGAAACAUCAUUCGUAGGCGCAUGGGUCAUGGUAGGGCAAGGCCCGUGCCUAAAGAUGUUGCCGAACUGGAUUCGCUUGAUCUCCGAGUGAUUUGGGAGUUCAUCGGACAUGAUCCACCGCUGAAUACCCGUCGCACAAUUGAUCAGUAUGGAUAUCCAUCGCUUCGAGAUACUUAUGCGCGCGACGAUGACCAAAUGCUCUACAAGCUUACUAAGGAGCGCAUCACCCUCCCAUUCAAGAACAAAAGAGACAUAUUCCGGACUCGGGCGAUGAGAGAGCAGUCUACAGCGUCACCAGUUGGCCGCUUCGCUUCCGUAGUCGACACUGUUAAGUCAGAGCUAUUCAUCCACGACAAGCGCGAAACCACAACCGAGAUAGAGGAAGAUCUGCUAGACGGCAACGUCUUGAUGGUGGACCAACUCUGGCUCUGGGCGGUUGACACUACUACACUGACUACCUUCUUUCCGAAGAGGGAUUCGCACCCAACAGAAGGACCCAUGUUUCAACAGGCCGAUCUGAGGAACAGCGUCUAUAACGAACUCAACGGUGACCUGACCGGACGUUGCGAGAACUCCCUAGACCUCGCAGCUUUCAUUACCUUGCACGCAGUGACCGUCCUCCUGGACAGGACCUCGCACCCCGACCUCGAGAUAUUCCGCAUCUUUGAGGAGGCCAUCGGCAUUCUAACCGAGCGCAUGACGUCCUCUCUCAAGCGGUUCAGAAUGCAGACCUUCCGAGACAGGAUCGCCGAUUCCGAUUCAGACGGCUCCGACUUUGAGGACAACCGCUCUGAGUCCAUCAAGCAGCGCCACAAGCGCGAGCUCGAGCAGGCUGAGCGAGAGAACCGCGAGAACACGUCCGCGCUCCUCGAGCUGCGCGACAUGGACGACGAGCUCAACACGAUGAAGACGCUGUUCGCGGAGCAGACAGACGUGAUAGGGAAGAUGCGCGACCUGUACGACAAGCCCGAGCUGCGCGAGCACACGCACAACGGGCGCGCGUUCCUGGACGAGGCGCUGGCACGGCUCGAGGACUACGACAAACAGGUCUCGGACAUGAGCUACCGCAUCGACGUGACCCGCAAGGACUACGAGAAGCUGCUGGAGAUGGUGCAGCGCCAGGCGCAGGUGGACGAGGUGCGCUGGAGCCGCCUGCAGACGGAACUGGCCAGCACGCAGAACCUGAGCGUCAUGAUCUUCACGACCUUCACCGUCAUCUUCCUGCCCCUGAGCUUCUUCACCAGCCUUUUCGGCAUGAACACCAAGGAGUGGGGCGGCGACGAGGACAAUUUUGUCAGCCUGCGCGACAUCGGCGCCAUCUCGCUGCCCGCGUCGGCGGGGCUCAUCGCCCUUGCGCUUGUCGCGGCGUUCAGCAGCCGCGUGCAGAGCGGGUUCAAAUGGGUCUUCCGCGUCUCGAGGAGCGGGGUCGCUGGCAUGAAGGAGAACUUGGGGAAGAUGCGGACGGAUAAGCAAAAGGAGGCGCGGCUGAGUCGGAAUAGGUUAAAGCAGGAGCGCGAGAGGCUGGGCCGGCGCAAGAGAGAGCGUGGGUACGACUUCUGGGAGACCGUGAGGCUGGAGCGCAAGAGUGAAUAUCAGAUCCCCGAGCUGAACCGGAAACGGGCUACGAGGCGGAGGUUGGCUGGCAAGGGGACGUGGAGGCAUGCAAAGGGGUAA
Messenger RNA from Neoarthrinium moseri, 3948 nucleotides. RefSeq lists its product as uncharacterized. NCBI's taxonomy places the organism in Eukaryota, Fungi, Ascomycota, Sordariomycetes, Amphisphaeriales, Apiosporaceae. Gene Ontology annotation, biological process: metal ion transport; transmembrane transport. The record is from RefSeq and is a predicted model, not a curated record. Gene Ontology annotation, cellular component: membrane. The transcript has 4 exons. Gene Ontology annotation, molecular function: metal ion transmembrane transporter activity. The coding region runs from base 1 to 3948 and encodes 1315 amino acids.